Vespa mandarinia (Asian giant hornet) is the source of this 3992-nucleotide messenger RNA. It is a transcript of the gene Sarm, whose product is annotated as sterile alpha and armadillo motif. Lineage: Eukaryota; Metazoa; Arthropoda; Insecta; Hymenoptera; Vespidae. Gene Ontology annotation, biological process: signal transduction; negative regulation of MyD88-independent toll-like receptor signaling pathway; response to axon injury. The record is from RefSeq and is a predicted model, not a curated record. Gene Ontology annotation, cellular component: dendrite. Gene Ontology annotation, molecular function: protein binding; signaling adaptor activity; NAD+ nucleosidase activity.
GUCAAUAAUAAUUGUCCAAUGAUUUUCAUUAAGUUUAUAAAUAUCGGACUGUGACAUAUCUAUCAUUUAUUAUUUAUAUAUACAUACAUAUAUAUAUAUAUAUAUAUAUAUAUAUACAAACGAACUUUAAAUUUAUAUUAUUACAUGUUAAUAUGAUUGACGUUCAGGUUCGUAUGUUUAUUUUUAUACGUUGCCAGUGCAACGUGAUAAGAAAACGUGCGUGAUAACUGCAAGUUUGAAUAUAAAACAAAAAAACAAAAAAAAGAAAAAGAAAAAAAAACGGUGAGGGUGUCAGGGGAGGAGGUAGUACUUACCAGGAGAAGGCUGCAUUUCGAAAGGUGGGAUCGAUUUCAUUUCACCAACGAUUUCUUCGCGGCUAAUUUUUCCUGUGGAUCUGAGAGGAAGGAACUCUGUGAAGAGGAUAGAACGAAAGGAAGAGAUAAAGAGAGAGGGGGAGAGAGAGAGAGAGAGAGAAGAAUUCAUUCUUGAAUUGCCAUGACCAUGGUCGUCAACAAGAUCAACAUGUCGUCGUAUUCUGCGCCACGACGUACCUUCUUUUCGGGUUUUCGUACGAAGAUGUCGGAGUUCCCAGUGGAGGGGGGAGAAAACGGGGACAUGCAAGCGGUCAUGGAAAACUUUCAAAAAAAGAACAAUCUGGUCACUGGCCGGACCCAUGUUUCCCAUCAUCCACAAGUUACCACUUCAUCGCAGAUGCUGACGACGAAUCAGAGCCAAAGCAGCAGUAGCAGCAGUAGUUCGAGCAGGGUGGCCAAAUCCUCUCAGAGGAUCCUUACGUCGUCCUCGUCAAGUGAAAUGAAGGCGAGCUCUAUGAAGAGCGAUCUGACCGAAUUAAAGCGUGGCAUUUCGGAGAUGAAAAAUAUUUCAACGAAUUUUUCACGAUUACGUAGCAGCAUGGAGAAUCUCGUUGACAGAGACGGAACCGGCGCCGAAGAAAAUGAUUUGACCGAGCCAUUGGUAACAUUCCCGGAUCCUGAUACACCUCCACCCUCAACGGGAACUGUCACAUUGACGGGAGGUUCGCCGUCUCAAUUGAGUUCUCUCAAUUCAUUGAACAAUCUUCACAGUAUGAGCCCGCAGAUGAAUAUGCCGAGUAUAACGAAUAGGACGAGUUUACCUGCCGGUCAGGAAACUAUGAAAUUUGAACAGAAGAAAAUGACGAGUGCAUCGAAGACGAAGGUCGUUACCGAUGGAUUUAGUGCUGAAAAGGCAAUAGCCAAUAGCGCUGAAAUGAGAGCAUUACAAGCUGGCGAUGUAUCUUACAAAGAACAAAGCGCCGCGACCGCGGCAAGGGCACGGGUCGAAUUGGACGGUGUAUCUGCGGAAAAGAGGGUAGCUGCAGCCAGAGAACAGCGAAGCUUGAAGGCUGGAGAUUUAUCGCAUCAAGAGAGCAACAACAUGGCAGCCUCGACUAUGAAGUUACAAAGUGAUUCAUUCAGUUCAGAAAAGAAGGCGAUGGCGGCACAACAACAACGUCAGACAGUAACUUCCUCAGGAAUUUACAAUCAUGAAAAACACAUGGCAUCGAGUUCGCAAUCGAGUAUAACAAUAGCUUCGAAAGGAGUUACGUCAAAAUCAUCGAUGAUAUGUGCGGCCAAUGCGGUAAAUCAAUUGAUGAAUGGUAUGAGGCCAGCUGAGGAUGAACUUCUUUCAUUGCCAUUGGACGAUCUGGAUUUAUUAUGUUCUAAGUCAAAUCCGCAGGAUGUUGAUCGUGCGAUUGCUAAAUACUCCGGUUUCUUGGAUAGUUUCGUCGAACGUUUAAAGACCAACGAAGGAAAGAACGGGAAAGCUCCGUUGUUAUUGAACAGGGUAAACGAGAUUAUCAGAAAAGCCUGGGCUGUACCUACUCAUGGUCAUGAACUUGGUUAUACACUGUGUAACACCCUUAGAACGAGAGGUGGUCUAGAUUUGUUGAUGUCAAAUUGCAUUGCUAGCGAUCACGAGUUACAGUUCUCCUCGGCCAGAUUAUUGGAACAAUGUUUGACAACUGAAAAUCGUGCCCACGUGGUUGAACAUGGCCUUGAGAAGGUUGUAAACGUAGCUUGUGUGUGCACGAAGAAUGCCAACUCCGUGGAUCAUUCUAGAGUGGGCACCGGUAUAUUGGAACAUCUAUUCAAGCAUAGUGAGGGUACCUGUAGCGACGUUAUCAGGCUUGGCGGUUUGGACGCGGUUUUAUUCGAGUGUAGAAAGAACGACGUAGAAACAUUGAGACACUGUGCCGGGGCAUUAGCCAAUUUGUCACUUUACGGUGGUGCUGAAAAUCAAGAAGCUAUGAUCAAGAGAAAGGUACCAAUGUGGCUCUUUCCACUUGCCUUUCAUAAUGACGAUAAUAUAAAGUAUUACGCUUGUCUGGCCAUCGCAGUUUUAGUAGCCAACAAAGAAAUUGAGGCGGCCGUUUUAAAAUCCGGUACCCUUGACUUAGUCGAGCCAUUCGUAACAUCUCACAAUCCUUACGAAUUUGCAAAAUCGAAUUUGGCGCAUGCUCAUGGACAAAGUAAAAAUUGGUUGGAAAGAUUGGUACCCGUGUUAAGUUCGAAAAGAGAGGAAGCCAGAAAUCUCGCAGCUUUUCACUUUUGCAUGGAAGCUGGUAUUAAGAAACAACAAGGCAAUACCGAGAUAUUCCGUGCUAUAGGAGCUAUCGAACCAUUGAAGAAAGUCGCCAGUUGUCCAAAUGCAAUUGCCUCCAAAUACGCUGCUCAAGCAUUACGUUUGAUUGGCGAGGAAAUACCACAUAAACUUAGCCAACAGGUACCACUUUGGUCUACGGAGGAUGUUAGAGAAUGGGUUAAACAAAUAGGUUUUGCCGAGUGUGCUGCAAAUUUUGUUGAGAGUAGAGUGGACGGUGAUCUUUUGCUCCAAUUGACAGAAGAGAAUCUCAAGGAGGACAUUGGCUUGACGAAUGGAAUUAGAAGGAGACGUUUUACGCGGGAAUUACAAAAUUUGAAAAAAAUGGCGGAUUACAGUAGCAGGGAUACCGGAAAUUUAAAUAGUUUCUUACAAUCGAUCGGUCAAGAAUUUUCUAUAUACACUUAUAGUAUGCUCAACGCUGGCGUUGACAAAGAUUCUAUCAGAAAUUUAUCCGAGGAUCAAUUAUUGACCGAGUGUGGUAUAGCCAAUAGUAUACAUCGACUUAGGAUAUUGGAUGCCAUUAAGAACAUGCAACACAAUCAAUUCAGUUCUUGCGAAGACGAAUCGCCGGAUAAAUCUUUAGAUGUAUUCGUUAGUUAUAGAAGAUCCAAUGGAUCUCAAUUAGCUAGCUUACUCAAGGUUCAUUUGCAAUUACGUGGAUUUUCGGUCUUUAUCGACGUCGAAAGGUUAGAGGCCGGUAAAUUCGAUAAUAAUUUGUUGCAAAGUAUAAGACAGGCCAAACACUUCCUCCUUGUGCUAACGCCCAAGGCAUUAGAAAGGUGUAUACAGGACAACGAAUGUAAAGACUGGGUCCAUAGGGAAAUUGUAGCUGCGUUACAAUCGCAGUGUAACAUUAUUCCCAUAAUAGAUAAUUUUCAAUGGCCUGAACCUGAAGAUCUUCCUGAAGAUAUGCGAACGGUUUGUCACUUUAAUGGCGUACGUUGGAUUCACGAUUAUCAAGAUGCUUGCGUAGACAAAUUAGAAAGGUUUAUGCGAGGAGAAAUUCCUGUAAGAUCUGAAUUGUCCGGUGGUAUACCAAGAAGUAUAGCAUCCAAGGACGUAACAGCACCUAGUACGCCAGGUAGCACGAAUAUGCGACAAGCACCGAAUUAUCAACGAAUGCAUAGCAAUGAAAGUAGAGGUAGCGACAAGGAUUCAAAUGGUGGGCGAGACUGACUAGACGGCCCGCCCACAGCUAUUCCAAACAGAUUUAGAAAAUCGUCGAGUCCGUCCCGUUGGUUAAUGGGUUUGCCGCCAACGUCACCUCGAUUAAAAUUCAUCCAUACACAUCCUGGAGGAAGUCCAAUACCUCGCAGACCACCACGACAUCCACCCUCUCCGUCUAC